AUGAAAAACCAGCUCCGCGGCCCCCCAGCGCGGGCGCACAUGUCGGCCUCGGGGGCGUCGGCGGCUGGGGGCACCGGGGCGGGGUCGGAGCCCGGUGCGGGGUCUGGUUCCGGCGCCGGUACCGGGGCAGGCGCGGCGGCGGGUGCGGGGGCCAUGCCUUGCAAGAGCGCCGAGUGGCUGCAGGAGGAGCUGGAGGCGCGCGGCGGCGCGUCCCUGCUGCUGCUCGACUGCCGGCCGCACGAGCUCUUCGAGUCGUCGCACAUCGAGACGGCCAUCAACCUGGCCAUCCCGGGCCUCAUGCUGCGCCGCUUGCGCAAGGGCAACCUGCCCAUCCGCUCUAUCAUCCCCAACCACGCCGACAAGGAGCGUUUCGCUACGCGCUGCAAGGCGGCCACCGUUUUGCUCUACGACGAGGCCACGGCCGAGUGGCAGCCAGAGCCUGGCGCUCCCGCUUCGGUGCUUGGCCUUCUCCUGCAAAAGCUGCGCGACGACGGCUGCCAGGCCUACUACCUCCAAGGUGGUUUCAACAAGUUCCAGACAGAGUACUCAGAACACUGCGAGACCAACGUGGAUAGCUCGUCCUCGCCGAGCGGCUCACCGCCCACCUCAGUGCUGGGUCUGGGGGGCCUACGCAUCAGCUCUGACUGCUCAGAUGGUGAGUCGGACAGAGAGCUGCCCAGCAGUGCCACCGAGUCAGACGGCAGCCCUGUGCCAUCCAGCCAACCGGCCUUCCCCGUCCAGAUCCUGCCCUACCUCUACCUCGGCUGCGCCAAGGACUCCACCAACCUGGAUGUGCUCGGCAAGUACGGCAUCAAGUAUAUCCUCAAUGUCACGCCCAACCUGCCCAAUGCCUUCGAGCACGGGGGCGAGUUCACCUACAAGCAGAUCCCCAUCUCUGACCACUGGAGCCAGAACCUCUCCCAGUUCUUCCCUGAGGCCAUCAGCUUCAUCGACGAGGCCCGCUCCAAGAAGUGCGGUGUCCUGGUGCACUGCCUGGCAGGCAUCAGCCGCUCGGUGACGGUCACGGUGGCCUACCUGAUGCAGAAGAUGAACCUGUCGCUCAAUGAUGCCUACGACUUUGUCAAGAGGAAAAAGUCCAACAUCUCACCCAACUUCAACUUUAUGGGGCAGCUGCUGGACUUCGAGCGGACGCUGGGGCUGAGCAGCCCGUGUGACAACCACACCCCCAGCGAGCAGCUCUACUUCUCCACACCCACCAACCACAACCUGUUCCCGCUCAACACGCUCGAGUCCACGUGAGGCCGGGGGCACGGGGCAACGGGCCAGCCCCUCCCGGGCCUCCACAGGGCCCGCAGGGAGGGCCCACGCCUGCUGCCUCUGGCGUGAGGAACCCGGACAUCGCCUGUGCCCAGAGGUGAGCUUCCCUCACCGUCCCGGGGAGGGUGCAGCCCACAGCCAGGCCUCCCCCAGCAGGACUUUCCGGAGGGGCCCUCAGCUCUCAGACAUGUGGCUUUGGGAGUCCAGUGGGGCCUCGUCCUUGUCCCAGGACACUCCUUUCUGCUGAUGGCCCAGCCAGUUUGGCUAUUUUGUUUUUUAAAGACACAUCCAUGGACCUGAGUUUACUUUUUAUUAUUGGCAGGUAAAUCCGAGCUCCCUGGAGCAGAGAGAGUUCAAGCUCUUCUUGAUUUUUCUUUUUUAAUGAAAAGUGUUAUUUUCAGGCUACAUGCAACAGUGGAUUGUAUAAACCAGUAUUUCAUCCCUUUCUUGAUCC
Molecule: messenger RNA, 1732 nt
Organism: Lipotes vexillifer (Yangtze River dolphin)
Lineage: Eukaryota; Metazoa; Chordata; Mammalia; Artiodactyla; Lipotidae
Gene: DUSP7
Product: dual specificity phosphatase 7
Exons: 3
Coding region: 1-1260 (419 amino acids)
Biological process (GO): negative regulation of MAPK cascade; peptidyl-tyrosine dephosphorylation
Cellular component (GO): cytosol; cytoplasm
Molecular function (GO): MAP kinase tyrosine/serine/threonine phosphatase activity; protein tyrosine/threonine phosphatase activity; MAP kinase tyrosine phosphatase activity
Source: RefSeq, a predicted model, not a curated record